UUUUAAGCGUUGGCGAAACUGAAGGUGUCCGAAUAUUCCAAAACACGUGUCAAAGUGUCAAAAAUACUUGUCACGUGUCAAAAAUAAUAAUUAAGGUGUCAAUAUGUUGACAUAAGGAAGCAAGUGAAUACCUAAUGACUUCAGAUAAUUUUGUGAAUUAACUACGACCAAGCUUACAUGAUUGGGUGACUGAUAAUGAUUGUUGCCAGCUGUUUUUAAUUAUCUUGGAAGACCUGCCCAUAAAGCAUUGAUCAGCACGUUCUAAAUAAGUAGUUGUACUCUGCAAAGUUGGUUUUCGUUUGGCAGUCUAAUGAGUCUACAUACAGACUUUAAAGUUAUACUAUUUUGUAUCUCGACUGGCAGCCAUGCUACUAGGAUGCUUUUACAGUGUGUCCUGGAUAUGUGUCCUGUUUGGAGUCAGAACAGUUCAGCCAGACACAAUAGUUGCAGAUAUGAUCCAUGAGCCCUUGCCUUAUGGUAGCCUGUUGGACUUCACUAGCUCUGAUUCUGCAAUCAGUAGCUAUCAGUCUAAAGGAGGAAGUCGAGGGCCCAACUAUGUUACAGAUGUAUCUGUCAGCUACCCACAUAUACCUUCGCAAUCUGGCCAACUCAGCCACCUUACUGCUCCACAACCUGGCCAAGUAAGCAACUAUGCUGUUCAACCCCAACCUGGAUGGGGCAGCAACAUCAAAGGCCCACCCCAACCUGGAUGGGAGAGCGGCAUCACUGGGCCACCCCAACUUGGACAGGUCAGCAACAUUCCUGCUUCACCUGGACCAUUGACCAACAUCACUGCACCAUCCCAACCUAAACAGGGCAGCAACAUCACUGGUCCACCCCAACCUGGACAGGGUGGCAUCAUCACUGGUCCACCCCAACCUGGACAGGGUGGCAUCAUCACUGGUCCACCCCAACCUGGACAGAUGCGCAACGUCACCAUUGCACAACUUCAACCUGGACAGGGCAGCAACAUCACUGUUGCUCCACAACCUGCACAGGGUAGCAAUGUUACUGUUGCUCCACCACAACCUGGACAGGGCAGCAACAUCACUGUUGCUCCACCACAACUUGGACAGGGUAGCAACAUUCCUGCUUCACCUAAACAUGGACCAUUGACCAACAUAACUGCACCAUCCCAACCUGAACAGGGCAGUAACAUCCCUGGUCCACCCCAACCUGGAUGGGGCAGCAACACCACUAGUCCUUCCCAACCCGGACAGAUGAGUAACGUCACCAUUGCACCUCUUCAACCUGGACAGGGCAGCAACAUCACUGGUCCACCUAAACCAGGAUGGGGCAGCAACAUCACUGGUCCACCACAGCCUGGACAGGGCGGCAACAUCACUGUUGCUCCACCACAACCUGCACAGGGCGGCAACAUCACUGGUCCAUCCCAACCUAGGUGGGAGAGCAACGUCAGUGUUUCACCCCAACCUGGACAGGGCAGCAACAUCACUGGUCCACCCCAACUUGGACAUGGUAGCAGCAUCAGUGUUCCACCUCAAACUGGUCAGGGCAGCAACAUCACUUUUGCUCCACCCCAACCUGGACAGGGCAGCAACAUCACUGGUCCACCCCAACCUGGACAGGGUAGCAGCAUCACUGUUGCUCUGCUAAUACCUGGAUGGCAGAGCAACAUCACUGGGCCACCCCAACCUGGACAGGGCAGCAACGUCGCUGGCCCAACCCAACCUGCACAGGGUAGCAAUGUUACUGUUGCUCCACCACAACCUGCACAGGGUACCAAUGUUACUGUUGCUCCACCACAACCUGCACAGGGCGGCAACAUCACUGUUGCUCCACCACAACCUGGACAGGGCGGCAACAUCACUGGUCCACCUACACCAGGAUGGGUCAAAUCCAUCACUAUCCCUCCACAAACUGGAUGGGCAACCAGCAUCAGUGUUUCACCCCAAUCUGAACAGGGCAGCAACAUCACUGGUCCACCCCAACCUGGACAGGGCAGCAACAUCACUGGUCCACCCCAACCUGGACAGGGUAGCAGCAUCACUGUUGCUCUGCUAAUACCUGGAUGGCAGAGCAACAUCACUGGGCCACCCCAACUUGGACAGGGCAGCAACGUCGCUGGCCCAACCCAACCUGCGAAGGGAAGCAAUGUUACUGUUGCUCCACCACAACCUGCACAGGGCGGCAACAUCACUGUUGCUCCACCACAACCUGGACAGGGCGGCAACAUCACUGGUCCACCUACACCAGGAUGGGUCAAAUCCAUCACUAUUCCUCCACAAACUGGAUGGGCAACCAGCAUCAGUGUUUCACCCCAACCUGGACAGGGCAGCAACAUCACAGGUCCAUCCCAACCUGAACAGGGUAGCAGCAUCACUGUUGCUCCACCACAACCUGCACAGGGUACCAAUGUUACUGUUGCUCCACCACAACCUGCACAGGGCGGCAACAUCACUGGUCCAUCCCAACCUAGGUGGGAGAGCAACGUCAGUGUUCCACCCCAACCUGGACAGAUUAGCCACAUCACAGUUGGUUCACCACAACCUGGUUCGGUCAGCAACAUCACUGGUCUACCUACACCAGGAUGGGUCAAAUCCAUCACUAUCCCUCCACAAACUGGAUGGGCAACCAGCAUCAGUGUUUCACCCCAACCUGAACAGGGCAGCAACAUCACUGGUCCACCCCAACUUGGACAUGGUAGCAGCAUUAGUGUUCCACCUCAAACUGGUCAGGGCAGCCACAUCACUUUUGCUCCACCCCAACCUGGACAGGGCAGCAACAUCACUGGUCCACCCCAACCUGCGAAGGGAAGCAAUGUUACUGUUGCUCCACCACAACCUGCACAGGGCGGCAACAUCACUGGUCCACCUACACCAGGAUGGGUCAAAUCCAUCACUAUCCCUCCACAAACUGGAUGGGCAACCAGCAUCAGUGUUUCACCCCAAUCUGAACAGGGCAGCAACAUCACUGGUCCACCCCAACCUGGACAGGGCAGCAACAUCACUGGUCCACCCCAACCUGGACAGGGGAGCAACAUCACUGGGCCACCCCAACUUGGACAGGGCAGCAACGUCGCUGGCCCAACCCAACCUGCGAAGGGAAGCAAUGUUACUGUUGCUCCACCACAACCUGCACAGGGCGGCAACAUCACUGUUGCUCCACCACAACCUGGACAGGGCGGCAACAUCACUGGUCCACCUACACCAGGAUGGGUCAAAUCCAUCACUAUUCCUCCACAAACUGGAUGGGCAACCAGCAUCAGUGUUUCACCCCAACCUGGACAGGGCAGCAACAUCACAGGUCCAUCCCAACCUGAACAGGGUAGCAGCAUCACUGUUGCUCCACCACAACCUGCACAGGGUACCAAUGUUACUGUUGCUCCACCACAACCUGCACAGGGCGGCAACAUCACUGGUCCAUCCCAACCUAGGUGGGAGAGCAACGUCAGUGUUCCACCCCAACCUGGACAGAUUAGCCACAUCACAGUUGGUUCACCACAACCUGGUUCGGUCAGCAACAUCACUGGUCUACCUACACCAGGAUGGGUCAAAUCCAUCACUAUCCCUCCACAAACUGGAUGGGCAACCAGCAUCAGUGUUUCACCCCAACCUGAACAGGGCAGCAACAUCACUGGUCCACCCCAACUUGGACAUGGUAGCAGCAUUAGUGUUCCACCUCAAACUGGUCAGGGCAGCCACAUCACUUUUGCUCCACCCCAACCUGGACAGGGCAGCAACAUCACUGGUCCACCCCAACCUGCGAAGGGAAGCAAUGUUACUGUUGCUCCACCACAACCUGCACAGGGCGGCAACAUCACUGGUCCACCUACACCAGGAUGGGUCAAAUCCAUCACUAUCCCUCCACAAACUGGAUGGGCAACCAGCAUCAGUGUUUCACCCCAAUCUGAACAGGGCAGCAACAUCACUGGUCCACCCCAACCUGGACAGGGCAGCAACAUCACUGGUCCACCCCAACCUGGACAGGGUAGCAGCAUCACUGUUGCUCUGCUAAUACCUGGAUGGCAGAGCAACAUCACUGGGCCACCCCAACUUGGACAGGGCAGCAACGUCGCUGGCCCAACCCAACCUGCGAAGGGAAGCAAUGUUACUGUUGCUCCACCACAACCUGCACAGGGCGGCAACAUCACUGUUGCUCCACCACAACCUGGACAGGGCGGCAACAUCACUGGUCCACCUACACCAGGAUGGGUCAAAUCCAUCACUAUUCCUCCACAAACUGGAUGGGCAACCAGCAUCAGUGUUUCACCCCAACCUGGACAGGGCAGCAACAUCACAGGUCCAUCCCAACCUGAACAGGGUAGCAGCAUCACUGUUGCUCCACCACAACCUGCACAGGGUACCAAUGUUACUGUUGCUCCACCACAACCUGCACAGGGCGGCAACAUCACUGGUCCAUCCCAACCUAGGUGGGAGAGCAACGUCAGUGUUCCACCCCAACCUGGACAGAUUAGCCACAUCACAGUUGGUUCACCACAACCUGGUUCGGUCAGCAACAUCACUGGUCUACCUACACCAGGAUGGGUCAAAUCCAUCACUAUCCCUCCACAAACUGGAUGGGCAACCAGCAUCAGUGUUUCACCCCAACCUGAACAGGGCAGCAACAUCACUGGUCCACCCCAACUUGGACAUGGUAGCAGCAUCAGUGUUCCACCUCAAACUGGUCAGGGCAGCAACAUCACUGGUCCACCACAACCUGGACAGGGUGGCAACAUCACUGGCCCAUCCCAACUUGAAUGGAAGAGCAACAUCACCAGUCCAUCCCAACCUGAACAGGGUAGCAUUAUCACUGUUGCUCCACCACAAGCUGGAUUAGCAAGCAACAUUACUGUUGCUUCACAACCUGGACAGGUUAGCAACAUGACUGGACCACUUCAGCUGGGACAGAUCAAUAACCUGGCAUUUCCUCCACUACUUGGGCAGGUUGGCUACCUUCCUUAUCAGCAGCAACUCUCCAUUCCUAGCACUCAGGAACUUCAAAUCAGUCAGCUCAGCUAUUUCAUCGACUACCACAAAAUAUUUGAGUAUAUAAAAGCAUUGAUCACCAAUAUCUAUUUUUCUGAAGGCUUAUUUCAAAGUCUACUCAAUGACACCAGAGCAAAUGUUGAAGUGUAAUUUGAAGACGCCACUGUCAGUGAGAUUUCAAACAGCCUCUUGAGUCGACCAGAGUAUCAUAUUAAAUUGUACUUGUAUAACCAGUUAACCUCUGAAGUCUUGUGUAUAAUCAGAUAUCCUUUUGAGGAUUAUGUGCCAUCGUUGCAGAAGUCUACACGUAUUCUAAGUUUCUCUUUGAGAACUGAACCUAAAAUAAAAUUGAUUCAAUGUCUUUUGAA
Messenger RNA from Hypomesus transpacificus, 5317 nucleotides. RefSeq names its product protein FAM186A-like. Bases 366 to 5099 code for a protein of 1577 amino acids. The transcript is spliced from 5 exons. Lineage: Eukaryota; Metazoa; Chordata; Actinopteri; Osmeriformes; Osmeridae. The record is from RefSeq and is a predicted model, not a curated record.